AUGAAGAAAGCAAAAGAACUCUCAGUGCUCUGUGCUGCUGAGAGGCACCCUUUACAUGGAGAUGACAUAGUUAAACUUGAAGAUCAUGAACGCCACCUUGAAAACCUGAAUAAGGAACUUAGACUCCAGGGUAGGGACAAACAAGUCCUUCUGUCCACAUUUGGGAAUGGGUGGUGGGCCAGGAUAGCGGGUGAGAGUGGAAGAACUGCUCAACUGCAGCAAGGAGCUUAUGCUGGGUUGGUGUUCCCCAAGCUCUAUCCACCUGCCAACUGGGGAAACAAACAUUUGGGAAUGGGCGGUGGGCCAGGAGAGCGGGUGAGAGUGGAAGAACAUGCUCAACUGCAGCAAGGAGCUUAUGCUGGGUUGCUGCUCCCCAAGCUCUAUCCACCUGCCAACUGGGGAAACAAAUAG
Messenger RNA from Sphenostylis stenocarpa, 411 nucleotides. NCBI's taxonomy places the organism in Eukaryota, Viridiplantae, Streptophyta, Magnoliopsida, Fabales, Fabaceae. The record is from the annotation of a GenBank genome assembly.